UGAACUUUGUCCUGAGAGUCAGGCGUCAACAAGUGUAGUUGGUGACGGGGUCCAGGAGCGGAGCCAGUCAGCCGUGACAGUGACAGGCACUGGGAACCAUGUCAAUGACUGUUGGAGAGGUAGCUCGCUCUCCAGACCAGCUGUGCUCGCUUCCAGAACGCCCGCUGGAGCUACCUGCGGCGGCCAUUCUAGUGAGAGACAUGACUAACAUCAGCAGGGGAGGAGGGAGAGGAGAUGGAGGUCGCAAGCAACAUGUGGUCCACUGCAAUUCGGAGAGUCUUCGUCUCCAAGGAGACGAGCUGAUUCACCAUGGGAACAGGGAGAAGAGAGAUGGAGGAUUAAGUGGAGAAAGAGUUGGUGGAGGAGAGGAGUCCAGGUGGCAGGUGCUGACUGGAGCCAGUCUGUUGCGGCAGCAGUGGGCCAGACACACACAGCCAAAGGUUCACCUCUCAGAGACGGAUGAUGAGGAAGGUACAGGGAGAGAGAGCCACAAGAGAGAAAGCUGCUCUAGUCCAGCGAACAAGACCAGCCCCCAGCUGGAGAGAGGUCCUGCCAGGUCCUCUCCUGAUCCAGUGCCCACUGAGACCCCUCCCUCGCGGACCCACCGAUCCCACCAGCUCCUCAAGACACACAGUAUGGGCAGCAUCAGCAGCGAGAGCCUCACCAUCAGCUCCCUGUGGGACACCCCGUCCUACGACACCGUCCCUGACUUCCUGUCCAGUCUUGGAUUUGACGACUUUGACAGUCCGGAGCUCAUUCCAGACAGGUUCAUUCCUCCUGAGCUGGAAUUUGUGAUGCCUUCCCUGAUGCGCCAGUCAACUCUGGGCUCAGUCAGUGCAGAUGGUGUGCUGGUUGACCUGUCUCCUCCAACAGACAACCUAUUGCUGGGAGCCUCUGCUGACUCUGUGGUGGAUGACAGCUCUGCCGGGCAGAGUCUGCUGGAAUCUGCUCUCCCUCCUCACACCCUGGCUCUCUACCUCCCCUCCGGACCUCAACUACCAUGGCAACCAGCUAGUCUGGAGACUGUUGCCGAGGAAACGGCAAGUGAGCUCCUCUCUCCGCGACCUCCGUCUCGGCAGUCUUCCAGACUUACCCCUCGUCUCUCUUCCCCCAUUGUGUCCAUUGACCACACCCCAACUCAGGAAGUGCAGUGGGGACUGGAGGCAGACGUGUCAGCAGGCCUGCUGGGGGCGGGGCUGCGACUGAGGCAGCAGUCUCUGGCAAAGGAUGACCUACGAGGGAGACAGAUGAGCCUCGGAGCAGAGAGCGACACUUCCUCUCUCUACUUCUCUGUCGGGUCUCACUUUGACGAGGGGGAGAAGGAAGUGGAGAGUGGAAGUGGGGGGAAAGAGGGUGGAGUGAAUUCCGGGGAAGAGACAGACACCCCCAACAGAAGACGUCGCCGUGGAAACUAUGCCCCCCCACCUCAGUUGCUAAUGUGGUUGGAGAAGAGUGAGUCAACUGAGGAAGACGUGACGGACCUGCCGUGGCCCUUCAGUGAGAAUUCAUCAGCGGAGCAUUCUGCCAGUGAUCCUCCUCCGCCUCCUUCCAUUAGCGUCAAUGGAAACUUUCAUAACAAGUGAGUGUCUUGCUUAUUGGCAAGCAAAUCAUUCCCGGUGCUCUCGGCUGCACUUUUUAAUCCUUUACACUCUUGCUCGUGCCUUGUUGCCAAAAAUGGGCUACAAUAGUUCUAGGAUCAUUAACUGCCGCAAUUGCUCACAUUUCCGUAUUAGUUGUCAGAGUACAAGUGAUGUCAGUAUUCGGGUUAACCAGGACCUACACUGCUCAGCUACACAUGAACCCAGUGUACCAUCAGUGGCACGAGUUCCAGACAGUUCAUCAGUAGCCAGAGACAAUGAGCCUUCAUCAUCAAACCACCACCACUCACCUUCUGCCACCUGAUUUUUGGCCUCAUCCACACUCACCGUCACUAUAGAUCAUCAGUCAUCAAUUUUUAUUCCAUCAUUGCAUUAUAGAAUAUUAUGUCAAGCCAAAAAAGAUAAUUAUAUUCAUGAUAUUCUGUACAAAAAAGGAAAAAGUUGGGAAAUGAAUGUUUUCAGCUAAUGAGAGGUCAGGGAGCUGCUAGGUAGCUGUCCCUCCGGAAGGCAGGGAGGCAAGCACCUGAAGGGGCUGCAGGCCUCCAAGAGAGCUGCCGAUGCGGUAGAUCGGCAUGCUAACCAACUGCUGGUCGUAGGCCACCGGAAGAACCAUCUGUGGUUGCUGAGCGACCUCUCCUUUCUCCCCGAUCACCAUGACGCGCUGCAUCCCAGUCGAAGGAGCUGCCUGAACGAGUACGACGUCCUGUCUCGCAGCUUGCUGCUGCUGUUCCCCUGAUUCCGGCUCCGUGGGUUCUUGCUGUUUAUGUGUGGACUGCUGCGUGUGCGUGUCUGACUGCUUGCUGCUCUGGACCUGAAGGAGAGCAGGCGGAGUCUUGCUCCUAACCACACCCUCUCUUGUGAGGCAGCUGAUGUCCACUGGCGGCUUAUUCAUGUCAGGCGAGGGAGACACAAUCUUUUUCAUCUCGGCAGGCCUCAAGUGCACCAGUCCGUUCACUACGGUGGGAGUGGAGGGGGAAGGGGAGGGGGAGGAGUGUGAUGUUGUGACUGAGGUGAGGAUGUGAGGAGAGGAUGUGCUGACGAGGGAUGUAGUUGUGAGGGGGUGAGUCGUAGACACCUGUGGCAGUGGGGUGGACUGAGUUCCCAGCUCUUGUGGGCUGGUCAUUACGGUGUACAUGGUGCUGGCGGAGGCUCGACUGCUGUUUGGCUGAAGUAAAGCAGUGGGCAGUAGCUGAGGGGUUCCCUGACUGGCCACAACUGGUCGGUACAUCAGAACAACUGGAGAUUCUUGUGCAUUCUGAGUUGUCGACACCGACAGACAGGGCAGUUUCCUAGCAGCUCGAAUAUCCUCUGCUGGUCGGCGCCGCUUGCCAGCUGUAGCUCCAGACUUGUCACUGGGACCCACCAUUAUCACCUGCUGUGUGUCCUGCGCCCCUGCGAACAGUAACGUCUGUCCGUUCAUCACCUUCUGUGCAUCCUGUGUCUGGAGAACAAAGUUCUUUCCCGCUUGAAUCUCCUGCCUGGGAGCCU
Molecule: messenger RNA, 3086 nt
Organism: Geodia barretti
Lineage: Eukaryota; Metazoa; Porifera; Demospongiae; Tetractinellida; Geodiidae
Source: the annotation of a GenBank genome assembly